Vitis riparia (riverbank grape) is the source of this 936-nucleotide messenger RNA. RefSeq names its product protein BPS1, chloroplastic-like. The coding region runs from base 1 to 936 and encodes 311 amino acids. The record is from RefSeq and is a predicted model, not a curated record. NCBI's taxonomy places the organism in Eukaryota, Viridiplantae, Streptophyta, Magnoliopsida, Vitales, Vitaceae. The transcript has a single exon.
AUGGUUCUCUUGGUAGAAAGGCUUGGAAAGUCCCUCAGACUCCACUCCAAACUGGAUAAUCACCACCACCACCACCAUGGAUCAGAGGCCUUGUUGGGUUCUCUACAAGCUUUCCACUCUGAUGUUUCCAAUUGCUUGAACCAGCUAUUGUUGAAUCCCAACCCAGGAUCAGAAAUCUUGUCCUUAUUCUGGUUCCAGCGAUUUUUUGAACUCUUCCCUGCUAUCAACAAGGCUUUUGCAAAGCUGGUGGUCAGGAUAGACUACCCCAUGAGUAAAUGGGAGGUUGAUUUCAUGGAAGAGUAUCUCAACUACAGCUUGAGCUUGCUGGAGCUUCUCAACUCUAUUAAUGCCUCUAUUUCCCAUCUGGGUCAUGCUCGGUUUUCGCUAUCUCAUGCUUUGAGCCUUGUUGAGCAUUCGUCUUCUUCAGCAAUGGAGCAUCUGAAAGCAAUUCAGCCGCUGGGUGAAGGCAAGGCUCGCAAAGAAGAAAACAAGAGAAGCGUUAGAGAAAGGCCUUUCUCUGGCAAAGAAGAGGUUUCUCAUCAAGCACUGAUGGAGAUGAAGAGUAUUGGAUUCUGGGUGUGUGGGAUUGUGUUAUCUGGACUGAGUGGAGAUGCUCAGCCAUACUUGGAGAUGAGAAAAUUGGCUGACUCCUCUGCUAAUUCGUCAUUAAAGGGUCUCGAUGCGGGUGUUCAUGAGGUGAUAAUGGAGAGAAGCAGCAUACCGAAGGAGGUGAAAGAAGUGAAUGAUGCAGUGCCUUGCCUUCUCAAUGCCAUGGUCAUCGGAAAAGGCAACAAUGCAGCAGAGGAAUUGAAAAGAAGAUUGGAGGUGUUGGAGAAGACGCUCGACAGCGUACAGAAGGAGGUAGAAGACCUGUUUUCAGAGGUUUUGGCUGGAAGAAACGAAUUACUUGAUAUACUCAGGAGAAGGAAGCAUUAG